Brettanomyces nanus is the source of this 909-nucleotide messenger RNA. RefSeq lists its product as uncharacterized. Gene Ontology annotation, molecular function: protein binding. Lineage: Eukaryota; Fungi; Ascomycota; Pichiomycetes; Pichiales; Pichiaceae. Gene Ontology annotation, cellular component: U5 snRNP. The record is from RefSeq and is a predicted model, not a curated record. The coding region runs from base 1 to 909 and encodes 302 amino acids. The transcript has a single exon.
AUGGGUGAUGAACUACUUGAGGAUUUGGGAGGAGUAAAGAGAAGAAAAAUUAUGGAAGGGUAUGAUUCGGACUCCACGGGGGAUGAAGAAGGGGUGGGAGAGGAGGCGGGAAAGGCUGAAGAAGAGGUGGAAGAAGCUGAAGAAAAGGUGGAGGAAGACUUGGAAGAAGAGGUGGAAGAAGCUGAAAAUGAAAAAGAAAUAGAGGAAUUUGAAGACGAAAAACCCGUAGGCCUCAACUCAUACCUUUCAGACUCCAAAAUGGAAUCAUUUAGUAUGGAGGAAGAUGACGAAGAGGAAACAGAAUUAUGGUUGAAGAAAAUCAAAAAGAGCGAUAUAAUUAAAGCCCGGGAGGCCGAAAGUGCCAGAAAGACCCAUCAAGAAGAGCAGGAAAGAAAGAAACGAAAGCAGAAAGAAACCACAAAGACAUGGGAGCUCAUGGAAGAAUUGAUAAAGUUUUUAGAACCAGCCGAGACAUCUGAAGAAUUACUCCAACGAAAAUAUCACCAGCUGAAGAGAUCAAAGGAUAAGGCUAAACGGGAUAUACUUCAAGGGGAGAUCAGACGAUUGACGGAUGUAAUUGAGCAGAUAUCCGAUAGAGAUUAUCCAGCAGUGUAUGAAAUCAGUAGAGAGCAGUUUCUUAGGGAGUACAGAAAGGAGGCCGGGAAGGAGUGGCAACUAGCAACCGGCGGUGCUACGGGGAGACUUGCGAACCAUUCGGCCGUUGAAUGGGAGUACAGAUGGAACCUCGAUGAUGAAAUUACCUAUGGCCCGUUUGACUCAGCCACAAUGCACGGUUGGAAAGAAGAUUACUUCCAGAAUAAUGUGGCGUAUGCACGGAAGGUCGGAGCGACGCAAUUUCAGGAUGCGCGCGAAAUUGAUUACUAUGCGGACAUAAGUAAUGAUCGAUAG